Oncorhynchus nerka (sockeye salmon) is the source of this 2355-nucleotide messenger RNA. RefSeq lists its product as uncharacterized. Lineage: Eukaryota; Metazoa; Chordata; Actinopteri; Salmoniformes; Salmonidae. The record is from RefSeq and is a predicted model, not a curated record. The transcript is spliced from 4 exons. Bases 1 to 2355 code for a protein of 784 amino acids. Gene Ontology annotation, molecular function: nucleic acid binding. Gene Ontology annotation, biological process: DNA integration.
AUGGAGUUCAACACAGUGACUUCUCCCAGCAGUAGCAUAAUAUGGGUGACACCAGAUAUCGAAGGCAAACCCCUCAAAAUGGAGCUGGGCACAGGAUCUGCAGUGUCUAUAAUUUCCACUACCGUCUACAAUGAGCACUUUAAGGCUAUCAAGCUGAAGAACACAAAUGUGUUGCUGAAGACAUACUCAGGAGAGAGAUUGAGCCCAAUGGAGGCGUUGCAGUCGAAAGAGAAAGGCACAGACCAAACACUGGAACACUUGCGGAAGAAAUACAACACAAUUUUCAGUGAUCAGAUGGGAACAGUAAAAGGCUUCACAGCAAAACUUGUACUGAGAGAUGAUGCAACCCCCAAAUUCUGCAAAGCCAGAUCUGUUCCAUACUCCCUGAGACCAAAGGUGGAAGCGGAAAUCGAUCGCCUGCAGGAUACAGGGAUCCUGACGAAAGUGGACAGAAGCGAAUGGGCCACACCCAUAGUUCCUAUUGUGAAGAAACUUCAAGCCCCAGCCAUUUGGCAACAAACUAUUGACCAGUGUAUCCUGGAUGACAUGAUCAUAACAGAACGCACCGACAAAGAGUUCCUGGCUAACCUGGAAGAGGUCCUGAAAAGACUGAAAGAGUAUGGUCUACAGGCAAACUUAAAGAAGUGUGAGUUCUUCAAAGACAAAAUUGUCUUCUGUGGACAUGAGAUUGACUGCAAUGGAUUGCACAAAACACAGGACAAAAUUGAGGCAGUGGUCCUCAUGCAUUACGACCCUGAAAUGCCAGUGAAGUUGGCUUGUGAUGCGUCCCCUUAUGGCUUAGGUGUCGUCCUUUCACACACACUAAAAGAUGGGUCAGAGAGGCCAGUUGCAUUCGCGUCACGAACAUUGAAUGAUGCAGAGAAAAACUACUCACAAAUCGACAAAGAAGCACUGGCACUAGUGUGGGGCGUCAAGAAAUUCCACCCAUACCUAUAUGGCAAGCGUUUCACACUGGUUACAGAUCACCAGCCGUUGCUUUCCAUUUUCAGUCCAAAGAAAGGCAUUCUGGCAAUGACAGCAGCCAGGUUACAGCGAUAUGCCCUGUUCCUUGCCAGUCAUAUGUAUGACAUUGAGUUUAAGCCGUCAUCCCUCCACACAAAUGCAGAUGGAUUAUCCAGACUGCCGUGUACAAGAGAAAGACAAAGGAGGGUGGAUGCAGUGAACAUGUUCCAUACCGCUCAGCUCGAGGCACUACCAGUCACAAGCACAGUUAUCAAACAGGAGACAAGGAAAGAUGUGACCUUGUCAAAAGUGUACACCUACACCAUGUCAGGAUGGCCAGCUACUGGCAGAAAGGAGCUGACUCCGUAUUUCCAGCGGAGAAACGAAAUUACAACGUACCAAGGAUGUUUGAUGUGGGGAAUGAGAGUCAUGAUACCCCAGAAAUGCCAACAUCUAGUCUUGCAGCAACUACAUGAAGGUCAUGUUGGAAUUGUCAAAAUGAAGCUGCUCGCAAGGAGCCACUUCUGGUGGCCAGGUCUGGAUCAACAGAUAGAAAACAUGGCGAAGAACUGUAGCGGAUGUUUGGAAACCCUUCACAUGCCUGCUCCUGUCCCAGUCCACCCAUGGGAAUGGCCCGCAGAGCCAUGGCAGAGAAUUCAUGUGGACUACGCUGGUCCCUUUGAAAAGCACAUGUUUCUGGUUAUAGUGGAUGCCCAUUCCAAAUGGCCAGAGGUGUUUUGCACUGACUCCUCCACCUCAGCUCAGAGGAUAGAGUGUCUCAGAACAACGUUUGCACGCUUCGGUUUGCCAUUGCAGCUGGUAAGUGACAACGGGCAAGCUUGUGAUGAGUUUACAAGAUUCAUGUCAGUAAAUGGAAUCAAACACUCAACCUCAGCUCCAUACCACCCUGCCACCAAUGGGUUGGCAGAACGCUUUGUGCAAACCCUAAAGCAAGGACUCCGUGCAGCAAAACGAGACGAAGGGACUUUGCAAACAAAACUGGCCAAGUUCCUGGGCUCCUACCGAAACACCCCACAUGCCACGACAAAUGAAAGCCCAGCCGCACUGAUGUUCGGGAGGCCUCUCCGCACACAGCUGGACAUCAUGAAGCCAAACAGGCGUAAUGAAGUGCUGAACAAACAAGCCAAGAUGCUCUCCGGUGGCCGGGAGCGCCAUCUCCAAACAGGACAGGAAGUGAUGGUGCGAGACUACAGAAGAGGAGGGAAAUGGAUAAGAGGGGAUGUACACACACAAACGGGACCCAGAACUUACCAGGUUCAAGUGAGCCCAGACAUAAUGUGGAGGCGUCACAUUAACCAAAUGCAUUCCACGGAAAACAGCACAACAAUCGAGAGAGAACAGGCACAGAGAGAUCCUGAGAGUGACACAUAG